Molecule: messenger RNA, 2120 nt
Organism: Ochotona princeps (American pika)
Lineage: Eukaryota; Metazoa; Chordata; Mammalia; Lagomorpha; Ochotonidae
Gene: SLC2A4
Product: solute carrier family 2 member 4
Exons: 11
Coding region: 258-1787 (509 amino acids)
Biological process (GO): D-glucose transmembrane transport; cellular response to insulin stimulus
Cellular component (GO): membrane
Source: RefSeq, a predicted model, not a curated record
GUGGCCCUGGGCGGGGGACCCGAAGAGGUGGUGGGGGCUCCUCGCGUCUUUUCCCCCCCAGCCCGGCUCGGCCAGAUCUCUGGGAGCCCCACAACCCUCUGGCUCUUUGACUUCUGCCUGCCAGUGGGUCGCAGCAGGCUCGCUUCUCCGCACGUCGGCCCGGGGACCCCCGCGUACCAUCAGGCGGGAGCCACAGGGUGCCGUCGCCUCCUGGAUCCCUGCAGCCCACCCCUGACCUCCGGCUUCCCUAAGACGAGAUGCCUUCGGGCUUCCAACAGAUCGGCUCCGAAGAUGGAGAGCCCCCUCAGCAGCGAGUGAGUGCGACCCUGGUCCUUGCAGUGUUCUCAGCUGUGCUUGGCUCCCUGCAGUUUGGCUACAACAUUGGGGUGAUCAACGCCCCACAGAAGGUGAUUGAACAGAGCUACAAUGAGACCUGGCUGGGGAGGCAGGGGCCCGGGGGCCCCAGUUCCAUCCCGCAGGGCACCCUCACCACACUCUGGGCUCUCUCUGUGGCCAUCUUCUCCGUGGGCGGCAUGAUUUCCUCCUUCCUCAUCGGCACCAUCUCCCAGUGGCUGGGAAGGAAGAGGGCAAUGCUGGUCAACAACAUCCUGGCCAUGCUGGGGGGCUCCCUGAUGGGCUUAGCCAAGGCCGCGGCUUCCUAUGAGAUGCUCAUUCUUGGCCGGUUCCUCAUCGGCGCCUAUUCAGGGCUAACAUCAGGACUUGUGCCCAUGUAUGUGGGAGAGAUCGCCCCUACCCACCUGCGAGGUGCCCUGGGCACGCUCAACCAACUGGCCAUCGUCAUUGGCAUUCUGAUCGCCCAGGUGCUGGGCUUGGAGGCCAUGCUGGGCACCGCCACGCUGUGGCCCCUGCUUCUGGGCAUCACAGUGCUGCCUGCACUCCUGCAGCUCAUCCUGCUGCCCUUCUGCCCCGAGAGCCCCCGCUAUCUCUACAUCAUCCGGAACCUGGAAGGGCCUGCCCGAAAGAGUCUGAAGCGCCUCACAGGCUGGGCAGAUGUGUCAGGAGCCCUGGCAGAGCUGAAGGAGGAGAAACGCAAGCUGGAGCGCGAGAGGCCCCUGUCCCUGCUGCAGCUAUUGGGCAGCCGUAGCCACCGGCAGCCACUGAUCAUAGCCGUAGUGCUGCAGCUGAGCCAGCAGCUCUCGGGCAUCAAUGCCAUUUUCUAUUAUUCGACCAGCAUCUUUGAGACAGCAGGGGUAGGGCAGCCGGCCUAUGCCACCAUAGGAGCUGGAGUGGUCAACACGGUCUUCACCUUGGUCUCGGUAUUCUUGGUGGAACGUGCUGGGCGCAGGACACUCCACCUCCUGGGCCUGGCAGGCAUGUGUGGCUGUACCAUUUUGAUGACAGUGGCUCUACUUCUCCUGGAGCGGGUUCCAGCCAUGAGCUACGUGUCCAUCGUGGCCAUCUUCGGCUUCGUGGCAUUCUUUGAGAUUGGCCCAGGCCCCAUUCCCUGGUUCAUCGUGGCCGAACUCUUCAGCCAGGGGCCCCGCCCAGCAGCCGUGACCGUGGCUAGCUUUUCCAACUGGACGUGUAACUUCCUCAUCGGCAUGGGGUUCCAGUAUGUGGCGGAUGCCAUGGGCCCCUACGUAUUCCUCCUCUUCGCCGUCCUCCUGCUCGGCUUCUUCAUCUUCACCUUCCUCAGAGUGCCCGAGACCCGGGGCCGGACAUUUGACCAGAUCUCUGCUGCCUUCCGCCGGACGCCCUCCCUUUUGGAGCAGGAGGUGAAGCCCAGCACGGAACUGGAAUACUUGGGGCCAGAUGAGAACGACUGAAGAGCGGCCGGCGUGGGGGUGGGGACAGCCCACUUCCCCCACCCCAGCCCCUCCUUUCCUCUGCAGCACUUUAAACCCCCCUCUUCCCAUCACUGCCGAGGUGGACAGGACUUCCCUGUAGCUCGGUGGAUCUGGGAAGCUGGAGGGAAGGGGGCUCGACACCCCCGCAUUCCCCUCGUGUGACUUGGGUUGUUUAUGUGUGGUGGUGACACUGCGCCCAUCCACCUGGCCCGCUCUCCCGCCUUCCUCCCUGGCCCCUGCCCUUCCAGACUUUGAUCUAGAACCCCCUUGCCUCCUGCCGGAGCAGGGCUUGGAGGGAGAGGACACUGAGGC